Molecule: messenger RNA, 3141 nt
Organism: Racocetra fulgida
Lineage: Eukaryota; Fungi; Glomeromycota; Glomeromycetes; Diversisporales; Gigasporaceae
Source: the annotation of a GenBank genome assembly
AUGGCGUCCAAAGAUGGAAUUCAGGAAGUGACAACUUCUCAAACAGUUGAAAAUUCAAGCGAAUUUGAAACGUUAUCCAAAAUUCAAUUUAUGGACCCAGAAAAACCUAGUCGCGCCGCUAAACAGGAAACAGGACCUGUUGCCUCUGUUACUGAGUUUGUUACACACGAAGUAUCAGCUAACGAGAAAACUAAAAGUGAUGCACAUCAAAAGCAUGUUGAUAUUGAUGAACAUUUGCUUUCACCAGAAGAGGUCGCUGAGCGUUAUCACAUGGAUAUAAAUACCGUUAAACCAUCAGAGUCUUAUGGUUUAAGUGAGAACCAUGCUCAUGAUCUAUUGAAUAAAAAUGGGCCAAACAUUUUGACACCUCCAAAAAAGAAACAUCCUAUCAUUUAUCUUGGAGCUGUUUUAAUAGGUGUUGCUUUUUUGAAUGCCUUCAUUGAAUUCUAUCAACUACAAAAAUCUGCUGCAAUCCUUGAGUCAUUUUUAAGUUUGAUCCCACAAAAAUGUCACGUUAUUAGAGAAGGGAAGCUCUUACAAGUUGAGGCCUCUACCCUUGUUCAAGGUGACAUUGUUUUAGUAAGAAUGGGAGACAAAGUUCCUGCUGAUUUGUUCAUUUUUGCAGCUACAGACAUGAAAGUAGACAACUCUUCGCUGACGGGUGAAUCAGAACCGCAGGAACGUAGCAAGGUAAAUACACAUAAGAGUCCACUUGAAGCCAGUAAUUUGUGUUUCUAUGGUACUCUAGUUGUAUCGGGAGAAGGUUAUGGAAUUGUCAUUCGUACUGGUGACCAUACUGUAUUGGGUCAAAUUGCUGGUCUAACCGCCUCCGAAAAAAAAAAACAAAUCUCCGGUUUGCCGGCCACUGUCACUGUACUUUUAACCAUCGCCGCUAAAAGAAUGGCAGCACAAAAUGUACUUGUUAAAGAUCUCCAGGGUGUGGAAACUCUUGGUGCAAUUACUCUUUUGGCCACUGACAAAACUGGCACACUAACUCGUAAUCAAAUGACAGUGACAUACAUUUGGGCUUCGCUAAAUUUAUAUAGUGCAUUUCGAAAUACACAAAAUGAGAACGAUCUUUUUGACUUAAAUGCACCUGGCAUUCAAGAAAUUGUUCAUAGUUCUUUACUUUGUUCUCGUGUAAAAUUUGAUCGUGUUGAUGUUCCAAUUGCAGAGCGUCAAAUUCUCGGAGACGCUACAGAAACUGGGCUAGUUCGUUUUGCAGCCAGUCAGGUUGACAAUUUUGAUGACAUCAACAAUGCAUAUCCAAAAGUUUUUGAAAUACCUUUUAAUUCAGAUACUAAGUGGGCACUCACGAUUCAUAAAAAAAAACAUGAUAGGGGUUAUUUAACUUUAUAUAUCAAGGGUGCACCUGAGCGCGUUCUCAAGCUUUGUUCAACUAUUUUAUCCGAAACAGGAGUAAUUUUUUUAACUUCCGAACACAGACAAAGAUAUGACGAAAUAUAUGAAUUUAUGGCUUCAAAAGGACAUCGCGUAUUGGCCUUUGCACAAUUAUUGCUACCUGGUGAUGAGUAUCCCGAGGACUAUGUGUUUAAUAAAGAAGAUAAAAAUUAUCCACUUAAUAAUUUAUGUUUUGUCGGAUUGGUUUCCCUUGAAGAUCCUCCAAAACAUGGUGUUCGCGAGGCUAUUGGUCGGUGCCGCACUGCCGGUAUUCGCGUUAUUAUGGUAACGGGAGAUCAUCCAUUAACCGCUGAAGCUAUAGGACGCAAAAUAAAUUUGAUGCUUAAAGAUACCAAAGCUCUUGUUGCCAAAAAAACAGGUCGUCCUAUUGAAAGUAUUACAAAUGAAGAAUAUAAUGCAAUUGUUGUUCAUGGCGAACGAAUUGAUUCUCUAAGUGAUGCGGAUUGGGAUAAUAUAUUUUCUAAAAAUGAAAUUAUUUUUGCCCGUACAUCUCCCCGCCACAAGCUUGAAAUCGUAAAAAGAGCUCAAUCAAUGGGUCAUAUUGUUGGAGUUACUGGUGAUGGUGUUAAUGACUCACCAGCUUUAAAAAAGGCAGACUUAGGUAUUGCAAUGAAUAAAUCAGGAUCAGAUGUAUCCAAGGAGGCAGCUGCUAUGAUUUUGUUGGAUGAUAAUUUUGCUUCAACAGUAAAAGGAAUCGAAGAAGGACGUCUCAUUUUCAUCAACCUCAAGAAAUCAAUUCAAUACACUAUUUCACAUACGGCACCAGAGGUUAUAGUAUCUCUACUUUUCGUUAUUGUCCCUAUUCCGUUACCUUUAACUCCAAUCCUCGUUCUGUUGGUGGAUUUGGGUUUUGAACUACUCAUCGCAUUAACAUUUGCUUGGGAUAAACCGGAAAGCAAAAAUAAACUUAUGAAACUACUACCUCGAAAGCCUGUAACACCAACUUCAAUCAAAAUGGCCCGUCUCCGUGCACUUCGCCGCACUCCGACUAUUACCGAUCCUGAAAGUGGUCAACCAGUAAUUUAUUCUAAAAUGUCUCAAUUUUUCCGAAACCUAAAAAAACCUUUUACUCGUACAUGGUGGUCAGAAUUAUUUGAGAAAUCUAAUGGAGAAGUAUUAGUCGAUGGUAAUUUAUUGAGCUGGGCUUACUUAGAAAUUGGUAUUAUAGAAGCUUUGGGCUGUGUUGUUUCAUAUUUUGUUGUUUUUUAUGAUCAUGGGCUUACGCCGUAUGACGUACGAUAUAUGCAACAAGAGUCAUCUCAAUUUAAUUAUUUUACUUCCAAUGCUCAAAAGUAUACAUCUAGUAUUGGAUAUGAAUUAGAUGCUGAAAAACAAAUGGAAGCACUGAAUCAAGCAGUAUCCAUUUGCUAUCUUGCAAUUCUGAUUCAACAAAUGUUUAAUUUAUUCGCUUGUAAAUCCCGUUAUCGUCUUCCAUUUGGCAAAUUCAUGUUUUCAAACCCUCGUAACUUUAUCGGUUUAACUCUUGGUUUUAUUUUGACUAUGCUUAUUGUUUAUGUACCGCCGUUGAACCGUGCAUUUAAGACGAGUUACAAACUAAGCCCCAAAUAUUGGUUUAUUCCUGUUGCUUUUGGUGUAUUUAUUUUAUUAUACGUUUCUGCUCGAACAGCUAUUAAAAGAAGAGCACAUCCUCUUCCUAUUCAGGAUAUGCCGGAGUUGCAGAUGUAUCCAACCAUAAUGUCAGUAGAACGAAAGGUAUAA